Messenger RNA from Lodderomyces elongisporus, 615 nucleotides. RefSeq lists its product as uncharacterized. The transcript has a single exon. Bases 1 to 615 code for a protein of 204 amino acids. Lineage: Eukaryota; Fungi; Ascomycota; Pichiomycetes; Serinales; Debaryomycetaceae. The record is from RefSeq and is a predicted model, not a curated record.
AUGCAGGGAAGCUACAAAAGUAAUGGUUUACCAAGACCUUACUAUAUGAAACCAUCAAAGAGAAAGCACUCGCCCUAUGCCAAUCUUAAAGAACCGGUAUCUUUCUUCAACACCCCCAGGCGGAAGCUUAUGGGCUACAUCACCGUGUUCUUGCUCAUCAGUACCCUAAUGUGGUGGCUUUCGCAAGAUUUGAAAGAUCGCCCUGAUAAAAUUUACGAAUUAGUUCCCGAAACAGACCAUCCUCCUGAGAAUAAACUCAACCUGGGUAAAAGCUCUCAUAACCUUGAUGACGUGGUAAAGAAUGCUGGCUCCAAAGCUGAUAAAGAAAUUGAAAAUUUGGACUUGGCUGAGAACUUGGCUGCUGGACCUAAGGGUGAAAAGGGAAAGGGAGUAUUGGAGGCACCAAAAGGUGGUAUUGCAAAUGAGGCUCCUGUUGUUGGCAGCGAUGAAGACAAGAUUGUAGGAUCAGGACAAGGUAAUCAGGGGAAACAUAGAAACAUUGAAAAGUCGUCGAAUGUUGGUGGGAAAGGUGCAGCUGGAGAUGCCAACGAAGGUGAGAAGAAGAAAGUUUCAAAUAAGGAAAAGGUACAACAAAUCAUCCUCGAAUCUCACUGA